CAAUAAAGGGUGACCUUGAUGAUCAAGUAAAACAAACAAUGGAGUAUAAGGGAACUGCAAAAUUUGCUCAAAGCAUGCACUCUUCUGUGUUCAUAAUGGAAAGGACAGCAAUGUUUCUCUACGUUUUUCUCAGCCAAUACAAUUGGAUCAGAAUAUCUUCCUUGGUAAUCUUUUUUUCUACUAAUCAACGCUACGCUUUCUAUUGUGCGGCCAGUGAUCCCACCUUCACUUAUUUUCAUUACGUGUUUGUUCUUGAACGGAUUGCUAUGGCUUUAGUUGCAUUAGAUUAUUUUCCUUCAUUAAGCUUUAAGAGCUGUUGGGUUUUAGCUACCAUUAUCUUUGCUGGAACAAACAUUUUUCGCAUCCUAGCUUACUACUUCGACGGACGACGACCAGCACAAGAAGAUUUUGGCAGCCUUAACCCUACUGAUCCUGAGGGUGAGGAAGUUGAGAAAGAAAAAGUUGGGAUUAGAGAAGAAUCAUCAUCCAAUUUGAAAUGCUUGGAAGAAAUUCUGGAAACUAUUGAUCAUGAUGAAGAAAUAGUGAAAGCAGAGGAUAAUUUGGAUGUAGUACAAGGAAUAACUCAGAACAGAUGUUCUGAGGAGCCAAAGAUAGAGCUUGAUAAAGUGGUGGAAGAAAAAGGUGAACAAAAAGAUCCAAUCGAUGAGAAAGAUGAACAACUUGAUGGAAUAAAAUUGCAGAAUUUGAAGGAAAGUUACGAUAAUUUGAAGAAGGAGAAGGACCAGUGCGAGCAAGAGUUGCACAAGGCAAGAGAAAAUUACAAUAAACUUUUCAGCAGUUGGGUGGAAGUGAAAAACAAUCUUCAGGCUUCACUUGAAUCCUCUGAAAAACAGCUCCUUAAGUGGGAAGAGGACAAACAGGAACUUCUUGCACAGAUUAAAGAUGAAAAUGCGAGGAAGGAACUCUAUAAGCAGCUUGAUACUUCCGAUAAAUCUUGGCAACAUUAUCAGAAUAAUGAAAGGAGUUCAGCAGAAUCGUACAAGUUGCAGGAGGAAAGAGGUGAUCUCCAAGCACAGCUUUUAACUGCGACUUCAACCUAUUGGCACCGUGUUAACAGGUUGACAGAAGAGAAAAAUGAUUUGGAAUCUAAGCUUGAUGCUGCGAACUCAAAAGUUGAAUACUACGAUGAAGGUUGGAAAGAUUGUGAAGAAACUUGCAGCAAGUUAAAGGAAGAGAACUUGAAGCUUUCUGUACUGCUAAGCUGUGAAACUGCAUCUGUUGCGCGUGUAAAUGAGCUUAUGCAUAAGCUUGAAGAAAAGUGCCGAAGACUGGAGGAAGAGAAAAUUAAUCUUACUGCUGAUCUUUGUGCAUCGAAAGCUAUCGCUGAGAUUUACAGGAACUGCAUGCAUGAUCUUGAUUGUUCGCUGUAGAUUCAUCAGGAUUUGGACUUGGAAUAUGGUUGAUAUAUAUAGUAUCCUUAGGCUCUUUUAUUUAUUUUUUUAAAAAUAAAUAUUGGCAUGAA
Molecule: messenger RNA, 1483 nt
Organism: Hevea brasiliensis (rubber tree)
Lineage: Eukaryota; Viridiplantae; Streptophyta; Magnoliopsida; Malpighiales; Euphorbiaceae
Exons: 3
Coding region: 39-1391 (450 amino acids)
Source: RefSeq, a predicted model, not a curated record